This is a messenger RNA of Fusarium odoratissimum NRRL 54006, 546 nucleotides long. RefSeq lists its product as uncharacterized. Bases 1 to 546 code for a protein of 181 amino acids. Lineage: Eukaryota; Fungi; Ascomycota; Sordariomycetes; Hypocreales; Nectriaceae. The record is from RefSeq and is a predicted model, not a curated record. The transcript is spliced from 2 exons.
AUGUCACCUCCCUGUCCGUUUGGUCCUAGACCAUCCCUCUCUGACUCCAGGGGCGAAGUCUACUCAUUCCCAACUCUUGCUCUCAAAUCGAGAAGGGAACUCACAACCCAACCGUCCUGUAUUACACAUCGGCAGCUGUCGUAUCAUGCGGACGGCACUUGGGAAGAAGGCGCAGCGGCAUUGAGCUUACUCCUCGUCAACCUUCCUGACCUACGCAACUACGAGGGAGAGAUGCUGGAAAUGAGGUAUUCCCUCGAGGAAAAUAUGUUUGAGCUCUGCCGCCUCAUGGAGCAUAGAGAUGGUGGCCUUCCGAGGGAGCUUGUCGAGAAGAAGAUGAUGUAUUACUUGGAGUUCAUCUUCAGGUUGGCCGGAGAAGGAGACGAGCAAAGGACCAUCCUCGAGCAGGAACGGGCAAAGAUGGAACUUGCUUUGAGUUGGGUAUCGGGCCUCAUUAGGCAUUGGGACGAGCAUGUAUCUACAGUGCUUUUCGCUGAUGCAGUGGAGCAGAAUCCUCAUCAUCACCAGCGACACCAGGGGGCAAAUUAG